Messenger RNA from Mixia osmundae IAM 14324, 1286 nucleotides. RefSeq lists its product as uncharacterized. The transcript has 3 exons. Gene Ontology annotation, cellular component: mitochondrion. Gene Ontology annotation, molecular function: folic acid transmembrane transporter activity; FAD transmembrane transporter activity. Bases 81 to 1286 code for a protein of 401 amino acids. The record is from RefSeq and is a predicted model, not a curated record. Gene Ontology annotation, biological process: nucleotide transport; folate import into mitochondrion. Lineage: Eukaryota; Fungi; Basidiomycota; Mixiomycetes; Mixiales; Mixiaceae.
AGAGAGCUGGUCUUUACGUUCGCUGGCAGCUGAAACUUUCGGCAACCUGCAUGAGCAGCGUUCCAGGCCAGCACGCUUGAAUGGCGCAUGACAGUGCACCUGCUUACUUUGGCAGUCAUGCACUCGACCAUGCCUUCUGCGGCGUCGGGGGCUCAGUCGUCUCGACGAUGGUCAUGCAGCCACUCGAUCUUGUCAAGGUGCGCUAUCAGGUCGGCCAGGCAGGUCCAUCCCGCCUGCCCGUGGCAUCUACGUCCAGGACAGACCGCUCCUCUGGCCGGAGGGCACUGAGCAGAAGCAAGAUCGUCAAUACCCUGCAAGACAUUGUCCGGCAGGACGGCUACAAAGGCCUCUACCGCGGUCUGAGCCCCAAUCUGGCAGGCAAUGCAGCCUCAUGGGGGCUGUACUUCCUGUGGUACACCAUGAUCAAGGACAGCAUGCUCGAGCGAGCGAGCCGAGCCAAUCCGGACAGCAAAGGCAAGGGCAAAGAGCGACUGUCAGCCGCCUCACAUCUUGCUGCCUCUGCGGGCUCGGGUCUCAUCACAGCCAUCAUGACCAAUCCGCUCUGGGUGGUCAAGACCCGCAUGUUCACCACCUCCUCGCCUUCACUGAACACCAAUCGUGAUGCUGCAGCGGUGACCCAAAGGCCGUUUCGCAACGUUUGGGACGGUCUCGUCACCAUCGCCCGCCAUGAGGGUCUCAGGGGACUAUAUCGAGGGACUGCACUUGCGCUCAUCGGCGUCAGCAACGGUGCUAUCCAGUUCGUUGCUUAUGAGGACCUCAAGGCUCGUGCCAGAGAUCGCGCGCAACGUCGGUCCCGCGCACAGGGCCGCGACGGUAUACGCGACGAUGAGGACGUCGAGCUCUCGAAUCUUGCUUACAUUGCGAUGUCGGGCUCGUCCAAAUUGCUUGCGAUCGCAGUCACUUACCCAUAUCAAGUCGUGCGCUCACGCAUCCAGCAAUAUGCCUACAUACCCAUCGGCAAAGGGCCGACGGUUUCUGGCGCCUAUUCCUCGAUACCUGACUGCAUCGCCCGCACGUACAGACAGGAGGGUCUGCGAGCAUUCUACAGGGGACUCGGUACGAACGCUGUGCGGAUUCUGCCGGGAACCUGCGUAGUUUUCCUCGUAUAUGAGAACUUGUCGACAUUGCUGCGUCGCAAAGCCCGCGAGCGCGAAGCACGAGCGCAGCACGAGCUCGAAUUGAAUCAUGCACGACCGCCAGUAAGCAUACAGAAGCGUAGAGCAGAAUGGUUAGGCAAAGCCGAACCGCCCUCGGGGCAUUCGUAA